UUAUACCCAUUUAGAGCAUCCCGAAUUCCAACACUGGAAAAUUGCCUGAACAUAUCGGUUCAAUUCCCGUUGCGAAUCUUCGGUCCUAUCUGAAAUCCCCCUGUCGUCUAAUGGUGAUUUACAAUUCAGGUAUGAGGAUAGGGGCUCCAUGACUUUCACCGAUGUGAUGUGAGGGAGAUUAUACAGCUUCAGAUCACUCUCUGUCCGGGCCUUUGGGUCUGAAGUCCUCUUUCUUCUCGGCUCUUCACUUGUUUAUCGUCCCUGCUGCGCUCUUUCGCCGCACACCGCCGUCGCCACGUGGGUAACAUAAUUAUUGCUGCCUUUGGUAUGUUAAAAAGCUGAGAUUUGUUUAUCGAAUUACAAGAUUUCAAUUACUUUGUUGAUUUUUUUUUAGCUUCCAUGGAUACCAGUGAAGACUGUAAACUGAAAAGGCAAAAACUUUGCGAGACAAUCGUUGAAGAUAGGAUUAGUAGUUUGCCAGAGGCGGUUCUUGGCCACAUUUUAUCCUUUCUUCCAACUAAAACUGUAGUGCAAACAAGUAUUUUGUCUAGAAGAUGGAGAAACAUUUGGAAUUCUGUGUGUAAUUUUGAUUUUGAGUUUCUUUAUGAUGGUAAUGAAGACUUGAGCAGGGUACAAAAAUUUGGGAGAUUUGUAGACUCAGUACUAAUUCUUCGUUCUUACCCAUGUAUUAAAAAGUUCCGCCUUCACUUUCAUUCUUCGUUACCUUGUAAUGCAAGUACAUGGAUUCGCGCUGCAGUUAGGAAUAAUGUUGAGGAGCUUGAUCUCGGUAACUUUCUAAGUACACUCGAGAUGCCUCGGAUCGUUUUCAGUUGUGAGACUAUAAGGAUCUUGAAGGUUUACCAUGGAUUUACCUUUCAGAUUCCCGAGGCUGUAUGCCUUCCAAGUCUCAGGGUUCUUCAUUUGGUAUCUCUUUUUUCCUUGAAGGAUGGUGACAUAGAGAAGUUUUUAUCAGGAUCCCCUGUUCUCGAAGAACUAUUUAUUAAUUCGCAUCAUAAUGAUCUUGUAACAACAUUGUCUGUUCAGUCCUCAUCACUUAAAAGUUUGAAAAUUCGGAGGAGAGAUCAGUGUCGUUUUGGAUUUUUUAGGCUUAUAAUUGAUGCACCAAAACUAGAAUUUCUUGAGCUGAUUGAUUAUGUCUCUGAAGAAUUUGAGAUAGUGAAGUUGUUACCUUCACUAGUUAAAGCAUCUGUGGAUGUUAGGCCAGAAGAUUUCAUUUAUGACAGCGUACAAGCAGCUCAGGUGUUUGGACUUCUGAAACAAAUCUCUAAUGUGAAAUCUUUAAGCUUAUUUGGAGUUACGGUUGAGGGAAUUGAUUUUGCAGAUACAGGUUUCACUUACCCCAUUUUUCAUAAUUUGAUGCAUUUGGAGGUGAAUGCCAAUGAAAAUGGAUGGCUCGGGUUCCUUGAAAUACUCAGAAACUCACCAAAUUUGGAGACAGUCGUACUCCAUAAGGACAAUGAUCGUUCCGAUUAUCCUGAUGAAAGCUUUCGGGCACCAGCUGUGCCCCGAUGUUUCUUCUCAUCUCUCAAGAGAGUUGAACUUAGAGGAUUUGAAGGAAAUAGAGUGGAGAUGAAAGUAAUAAGAUAUUUCCUGAAAAAUGCUAAGGUCUUGAAGAAACUUGCAAUUGAAUAUUUGGAUGACAUGGAUCCUAAGAAAGAGACGAAGCUGUUGAAGAAGCUGUUAAAGUUUCCAAGGGCCUCAUCCACAUGUCAAAUCAUAUUUUAUUGAACUCCUUACCUGAAACUUUCUGUUUUGUUGAUUGCAUGCCAUGAACUUGCUUAUGAGGGGCAUUUUCUGAUAUUGUUAAUAAGAGAGGUCUACAGGUUCCCUCUUUAUGAGUUCGCAAGCUCUCUGUACUGAAGUUCUUGGGAUUAUAUAUAAAGAUUUAUACAAUGUGUCAAAAAAUAUGAAUUUAGUUCAUCUUUCUA
Molecule: messenger RNA, 1949 nt
Organism: Jatropha curcas
Lineage: Eukaryota; Viridiplantae; Streptophyta; Magnoliopsida; Malpighiales; Euphorbiaceae
Product: putative F-box/FBD/LRR-repeat protein At1g78760
Molecular function (GO): protein binding
Source: RefSeq, a predicted model, not a curated record